Messenger RNA from Sipha flava (yellow sugarcane aphid), 5148 nucleotides. It is a transcript of the gene kkv, whose product is annotated as chitin synthase chs-2. Gene Ontology annotation, molecular function: chitin synthase activity. The coding region runs from base 143 to 4834 and encodes 1563 amino acids. NCBI's taxonomy places the organism in Eukaryota, Metazoa, Arthropoda, Insecta, Hemiptera, Aphididae. The record is from RefSeq and is a predicted model, not a curated record. Gene Ontology annotation, cellular component: cell periphery; cell septum. The transcript is spliced from 20 exons.
CUUUGGCCACAGUUGUCUGGCCGCGUGUUGGCGUUCGCUUGUGGUUUAAUAACAUUGUGUUGUAAACGUGUUCGAAUAUCAAAGAAUGUAGACCUAGCUGGAUUGGAUUACUCAACAAUAUUCGCUUAACGUCCAAAGCGCAAUGACAUCGCUUCAACGUUUAUCGUUCGUUCCGUCCGUAAAUAACAUGUCUCACCAGAGACUACACGACAGUGACGAGAAUUCUUCGGACGAUGACGAGAAUUCACCGCUCACGCAAGAUUUGUAUGGAGGAAGCCAAAGGACUUUGGCAGAUACCAAAGCAUGGGACGUUUUCCGAGAUUUGCCUCCUCGAAGCGACAGCGGAUCUAUGACCAACCAAGCAUGUCUCGAGUUCACCGUACGCGUGCUAAAAAUUCUAGCGUACAUUGUCACAUUCGCGAUUGUCCUGAUUUGUGGUGUGAUCGCCAAGUCUAGUAUGUUCUUCAUGACGUCUCAAAUCAGAGCCGAUCGCGUUGUCACGUUCUGCAACAAAGAACUAAGUCGUGAUAAAUUCUACGUUGUCAAUCUACCGACGGAAGAACGUGUAGCAUGGAUAUGGUGCUUGCUAUUGGCAUUCAUCGUUCCGGAAAUCGGGACUCUAAUACGAUCGUUAAGGAUUUGUUUCUUCAAAUCUUGUAAAAGACCUCUACUAUUUGAUUUUGUCUUUGUACUCAUUAUGGAGACGCUUCACGUAUUUGGUUUGGUUUUGCUGGUGUACGUCGUACUUCCGAAUUUGGACGUCAUUAAUGGUGCGAUGCUUACCAACUGUCUUUGCUUCGUGCCGGCUUUGCUCAAUUUACUCUCAAGGACAACGAAAGGUUGCAAAACUAACUCAGAGAAGUCGGAAAUAUAUGCAAAAGUUUUAAUGGAUCUCAUAGCUGUGGGAUCUCAAGCUACUGGAUUCUUUUUAUGGCCCCUUUUACAUCCGGAAAAGCAGAUGAAUAAUCUUGCUAUCCCGAUCGCAGUGUUUUGCGUAUCUUGCGGUUACUGGGAAAAUUAUACAACGAAAAACACGUUGUUUGGAUUUAUGAAGUUUGCAUAUCUUAUUAAAGACCGAAUGAAAAGAACGCGUUAUUUUAUAUACAUGUUGAUGUCUGUCUGGAAAAUGUUAUGUUUUUUCUGUUUUAUGUUGAUUGUCAUGUUCUUUAAAGGAGAAAAUGUUAGACAAAUUUUCUCAUUGGCUAACGCUGGAUUUUCGCAACAUAAAAUACAAGUUCUUGAGGUAAAUCAAGUGACUCGAAGUGGAACAAUUUUACCGGAUCUCGCUGAUAUUGUUACAACAGGUGAAUCGGUAGACAUCGAUGCAGAAUAUGUUACCGCAAUACACGUACUUCUUAUGCAGGUCAUAUCAGCAUAUCUCUGUUACAUAUUUGGAAAAUUCGCUUGCAAAAUUAUGAUUCAAGGAUUCAGUUAUGCAUUCCCUGUAAAUCUAACAGUACCAGUAACCAUGUCUGCAUUAAUAGUCGCGUGCGGAUUGCGUCACGAUGAUCCUUGUUUUUUCCAUAGUUCUAUUCCUGAUUAUUUAUUUUUUGAUUCACCUGAUGUGAAUUUCUUAAACAAUUUCAUCACCAAAGAGCACGUUUGGGUAUGGUUAUUGUGGCUCUUGUCUCAAACUUGGGUAACAUUACAUAUUUGGACACCAAAAUGUGAACGUCUAGCGACUACCGAAAAGCUAUUUGCAAGACCAAUGUAUGAUGCAUUACUAAUAGAUCAAUCAUUAGGAAUGAACAGAAGAUGUGACGACGAAAAAGACGUAAAAACCGAAGACUUAGCGGAUCGAGAUAAAGAACCCGACGAAUACUAUGAAACAAUAUCAGUACACACAGAUGUUAGUAGUACAACACCUAAAACGGUUAAGAAAUCGGACAGCAUUACAAGGAUUUACGCUUGUGCGACCAUGUGGCACGAAACUCACGAAGAAAUGAUGGAAAUGUUAAAGUCAAUCCUUCGAAUGGAUGAAGACCAGUGCGCUCGCAGAGUAGCCCAGAAGUAUUUACGAGUAGUUGAUCCAGAUUAUUAUGAAUUUGAAACUCACAUAUUCAUGGAUGAUGGUUUCGAAAUCAGUGAUGUAAACGAUGAUUGGAGCCAGGUGAACAGAUUCGUAAACCUUUUGGUAAGUACAAUUGAUGAAGCAGCUACUCACGUGCACGAAACCAACAUACGCAUCAAACCUCCGACCAAGUAUCCCACUCCGUAUGGUGGGCGUUUAGUAUGGACAUUACCGGGAAAGACUAAGCUCACUGUACAUAUUAAAGAUAAGUCUAAAAUCAGACACAGAAAACGGUGGAGUCAAGUCAUGUACAUGUACUACUUACUUGGUCAUCGAUUAAUGGAAUUACCGAUUUCCGUCGAACGGAAAGAAGUUAUUGCAGAGAAUACAUUUUUACUGACGCUCGACGGUGAUAUUGACUUCCAGCCACAUGCCGUCCGACUUUUAAUAGAUCUAAUGAAAAAAAAUAAAAAUUUGGGUGCUGCGUGUGGACGAAUUCAUCCAAUCGGAGGAGGUCCAUUGGCAUGGUAUCAAAUUUUCGAAUACGCCAUUGGUCAUUGGCUGCAAAAAGCCACUGAACACAUGAUUGGUUGCGUUCUUUGUAGUCCUGGAUGUUUUUCGCUGUUCAGAGGUAAAGCACUGAUGGACGACAACGUCAUGAAGAGAUAUACAAUGAAAUCUGACGAGGCCAGACAUUACGUACAAUACGAUCAAGGCGAAGAUAGAUGGUUGUGUACAUUAUUGUUACAAAGAGGAUACCGAGUAGAAUACUCAGCUGCUAGCGAUGCGUACACACAUUGCCCAGAAAGCUUCAACGAGUUUUAUAAUCAAAGGAGAAGAUGGGUACCUUCGACUAUGGCAAACAUUAUGGAUUUGCUUAUGGACUAUAAAAAAACGAUAAAAAUAAACGAUAACAUUUCAAUGCCGUACAUCAGCUAUCACAUUAUGUUGAUGGGUGGCACCAUUUUAGGACCCGGAACUAUAUUCCUUAUGUUGGUGGGAGCCUUCGUGGCUGUAUUUCAUAUUGAUAACUGGACCAGUUUUUACUAUAACAUCGUACCAAUAAUACUAUUUGUUUUCGUGUGCUUCACGUGCAAAUCAAAUAUUCAAUUGUUGUUUGCACAAAUUCUAUCGGCCUUGUAUGCACUGGUUAUGAUGGCCGUAAUUGUCGGUACGGCUUUGCAAUUGGGUGAGGAUGGUAUCGGAUCUCCAUCUGCAAUAUUUUUAAUUGCUAUGAUGGGAUCGUUUAUAAUAGCCGCGCUUCUCCAUCCACAAGAGUUUUCUUGCAUAAUAUACUUCGGUAUAUACUGGCUGUCGAUCCCGUCCAUGUAUUUGCUUUUAAUAUUGUAUUCGAUAAUCAACCUCAACAUCGUUACUUGGGGUACGCGAGAAGUCCAAGUAAAGAGAACUAAAAAAGAAAUGGAAGCCGAGAAGAAGGCAAACGAAGAGGCGGAAAAGAAGAACAAACAAAAGUCAAUGCUCGGAUUUUUACAAAAUUGGGACCCGAACGACGACAACGAAGAGGGUUCAUUUGAACUUUCCUUCGCUGGACUUUUCAAAUGCAUGUUUUGCACUUACCAGAAACCCGUAAACGAAGGUCAACAGCUAGUGAGGAUAGCCGAUUCAUUAGAAGGUCUGGGUAAACGAAUGGAUUAUAUUGAAAAGACUAUAAUGGAUCCAACGGCUGUGAACCGUAAAAGAAAUGCUUCGACCAGUAGCGUACCUCAUCAGAUCGGUUUGAACCCGGUACAAGAAGAAACCUCUGAAAAUGAACAUUCAGAUGAAGAAACUGACGAAGAAUCGUUAGAGCCUAAAGUGGAACGCAACGACGACAUCAAUCCCUACUGGAUCGAGGACAAAUCUUUGCGAAAAGGACCUGUUGCGUUCUUGUCCGUAGCGGAACAACAGUUUUGGAAAGAUUUGAUCGACAAAUAUUUGUAUCCGAUCGACGAAGACAAAAACGAAAAGGCUCGAAUUGCAGCGGACUUGAUCGAGCUAAGAAACAAAUCUGUAUUUUCGUUUUUCAUGAUAAACGCAUUGUUCGUGCUCAUCGUGUUCUUGCUUCAGUUGAACAAGGACAAACUCCAUUUAGACUGGCCGAUAGGCGUUAAGACAAACAUUACGACCGUUGCUGAAACGUCGGAAAUCAUAAUCAGCAAAGAGUACUUACAUUUGGAACCCAUUGGUUUGGUGUUCGUGUUCUUCUUCGCGUUCAUCAUAGUAAUACAGUUCACCGCCAUGUUGUUCCAUCGGUUCGGAACUCUGUCCCACAUACUCGCUUCAACCGAUCUCAACUUGUGUUGCACCAAAAAGACUGAAGAUUUGACCCAUGACGGUCUUCUGGACAAACAAGCGGUCGUUAUCGUGAAACACCUCCAACGGCUGAGAGGCAUCAACGGCGACUACGACAACGAAUCGGGUUCCAGUGGCGAUAACGCGGUGGGCCGACGGCGAACCAUUUACAACUUGGAAAAACAACGGCAGAAAACCCGGACGAUCGGUACACUGGACGUGGCUUUCCGCAAGAGAUUCUUGCAGAUGAAAAUGGGAGAAGACGAAGACGAGCCGCAAGGUAGCACGCCGGUGUUAGGUAGAAAACUGACCAUGGGCAAGGAAGUACGUCAAGCGUUAGAGGUUAGAAGACGGUCGAUGCAGGCGGAAAGACGAAAGUCUCAGAUGCAAACGCUUGGCGCCAACAACGCGUUCAACCAAACGCAACGACAAUCAAACGCGGGCAUCAGUGUCAAGGACAUAUUCAACGGAAGUCAAAAUCCUGCCUACAAGCGCGAUGACGAUGAAUUACCAAUGCAGACGAUAAACUAAUCAAACGUGUGGUGAUAAACAACGCUUUCAUUUGAACAACGAACGACAAGCGUUUCUAGUCAAAACAUAUUAUUAUUUUUAUUUUUGUUUUAAUAACAGCGCCAUUCUUGCUACCUAUCGGUUUGUGACAAAUCGUUAUAAACGAAUUCCAAUACACCCCUUGUCCUUUUCCUGGAAUUUAGUUGUCGAUUUAAGUACGAGCACAUAACAAAUUCGACUACUUAAAGCAUCCUGUUUGAAUGGCUAUGAGAUAUUUGUGUUUGACUUGAAUACUUAAUUUUUUUAUAACUUUUUUUUAUAUAUAUAUAUAUAUA